Notodromas monacha is the source of this 1257-nucleotide messenger RNA. Lineage: Eukaryota; Metazoa; Arthropoda; Ostracoda; Podocopida; Cyprididae. The record is from the annotation of a GenBank genome assembly.
UUGUUUGCACUCUCAUGAGUGCAUCUGCCGGUGGCUUGACUGGAAUGUUCUUGUUUCGCAUGGGACUCUUUGUGAACCGCAAUAUUGAAGAGAAGGCUUGGAGCUUGCUGGUGACGAUCAAUUCGGCUUUCAUUGCCAUGGUUGCGAGUUGUGGUGGAUGCGAUUCUAUUACACCGUGGGGAGCCAUUUUGGUGGGCGUCGUGGCCGCUGUGAUCUUCCUCGGAAUCCGUCGACUGACAACGAAAUUCGACCUUUUGGAUGACCCACUGGACUGCGUGGCGGUGCAUUUUGGCGGAGGUUGGUGGGGGUUGAUCAGCGCCGGGUUGCUUUCGGAGCGAGGUCUCGUUUCCGGAGAUUCAUCGAUGCUCAAAUGGAACUUUGGAGCUGGACUGUGCAUCACCCUCUGGAGUUUCGCGACGAGCGGUUUACUUUUCUUCAUCCUCCGUUUGUUCGGAGUUCUUCGAGUGACACUUGACAAUGAAUACAAGGGAGCGGAUAUCGUCAAGCACAAAGAACCGGCUUAUACACCAUUCGCUUACGGCAGUGGACCCUACGAAGAUCAAGCAAGACCACUCCCCACGGAGCAAAAAGUCUCGAGGGCCGAUGACCUGAAAGGCAAGUGGCAAAAUUCGGACGCGAGCGAAAAUAACCGCGUAUUAGCACGCUCACGUUACCCCAUGCAUCUCAUCAACAACUCAGACGGGAUCGAGCCUAUCAAUCGCAGUCCCACAAGCAGGAAAGAAAGUGCGUCGAACCCCUACGCAGCCGCGCGCUUAGAAGACGACAUGCUUAAAUUCUUCGAAGAUAAACUCAAGAAGCACCAUUGCUGCCAAACAGAUGCGUGCAAUUGCCACUCGGAAUACAAGGAACUCAACGACGACUUACGAAAUUGAAUCCCCCAGGAUGAAUCAGAAUCCGGGUCUUCUUAUCAAGACAACUUUCGCGAACCCAGGACAGACAACUGACUUCUACCCACACUGUGCGGUGGGAAAAUUGGACGGACGAACGUGAGGAUGUCCUCGAAAUCCAUCCAUUUCAGAUCAGGGAUGGGAGGAGAUUUUCAUGAUGAAAUCAAGAACAACAUUUUCACGAGAAAAUUUCUGGAUCGACAUCCUUAAUGCUUCUCCAAUAUUGAAUUUUGUACCAUGAAAUUUCUGAAUUUUCCUACACUGUGUAUAUAUCUUUAGACAGGCGACCGAUCAAAUGUUUUCUAUGAUGGAGAUGCUUGUGCAAAUGAAGGAAAUACAUUUGAACGAA